AUGUCUCGAAGGUAUGACAGCCGCACCACCAUCUUCUCCCCGGAGGGCCGCCUGUACCAAGUGGAGUACGCAAUGGAGGCUAUUGGCAAUGCAGGAAGUGCCAUAGGCUUACUGUCCAAAGAUGGGGUUGUGUUAGUCGGCGAGAAGAAAGUGACCUCCAAGCUCCUCCAAACCUCUGCAUCCACCGAGAAAAUGUACAAAAUCGACGAUCACGUGGCUUGUGCUGUGGCCGGGAUCAUGUCCGAUGCAAACAUACUCAUCAACACUGCCCGGGUCCAGGCCCAGCGCUACACAUUGGCCUACCAGGAGCCCAUGCCGGUUGAGCAGCUCGUCCAAUCCCUGUGCGACACCAAGCAAGGGUACACUCAGUUUGGUGGGCUUCGCCCAUUUGGCGUCUCGUUUUUAUUUGCAGGGUGGGACAAAAACUAUGGGUUCCAGCUGUACAUGAGUGACCCGAGUGGGAACUAUAGCGGCUGGAAGGCUGCGGCCAUCGGGGCGAAUAAUCAGGCGGCUCAGUCAAUGCUGAAGCAGGACUAUAAGGAUGAGAUCACAAGGGAUGAGGCGGUUGAGCUUGCUCUAAAGGUGCUUAGCAAGACGAUGGAUAGCACAAGCCUCACAUCCGAGAAGCUUGAGCUGGCUGAGGUGUUUGUGUGUAAUGGGAAGGUGAAGUAUCAGGUGUGCUCGCCCGAGGCGCUGAGUAAGCUGCUGCUCAAGUCUGGGGUUACACAGCCUGCUGCUGCAGCCGAGGGUUCAUGA
Messenger RNA from Striga hermonthica, 756 nucleotides. Lineage: Eukaryota; Viridiplantae; Streptophyta; Magnoliopsida; Lamiales; Orobanchaceae. The record is from the annotation of a GenBank genome assembly.